AUGCGAGAAUCUGUUGAGCCCGAAGAUGAAGCCAUAAGUGGAGAAGACGAAGCCAGUGGAUGCGAGACGGGCGUUUCUUGACAUCCGUGUGUGAUUAAAUACAUUAAGGCAAGUUUAGCCCAACUCAAAAGUUUGGGUCAAACAAUUACUCGAACUAUUAACGAAGAAAAGAACGCAAACCCAAAUCAGAAAAAUAGUUUUGGCCACGAUUCUGGAAUGCGUUUGUCGAUUAUCACAGAUGAAAUCACACAAGUCGAAUGGGUUUCUCUUGUGUGUGAAAUUCAAGACUCCGAAAUCAUUAGUGAGGCUAGUGAAAUGAAAAAAUCGGAGACUGAACUUUUCCUGAAAAUUGUCGACGAAUCAUUCGCUAAAAACGGGUCUAUCGAAAAGCAGUGGAUUAUGCAAAAUGCUCCAAAGACGAAUGUUUCGAGUUUAUUGCACACCGAAAGUUUUUUGAACACGUUAGUCGCGGAAAAGUGGUUCAACGAGUCCGAUGAUAAAGAAAACAUCGAAAUCGCGCCGAGAACAAUUUGCGAGCUUGAGUCUUACAUUCGCGCAAAUUUGUCGGAAAUUGUGAAAUCUUGCGAAAUUUGCCACCACGUUAUUUCCAGACCACUCCAUACAGCCAAAUGCAAAAAAUGCAAUAUUUAUAAUCAUCUGCAUUGCUUUAAAAAAGCUCUCGAAAUUGUCGAAAGCGAAGAAGUGGCGUGCCCAUGUUGUAAGGAACCAAUUCAAUCAAAAGAUGUUGAUGAAGACGUGAAAAGAAGAUUGGCUGGCGAAAUGUCCGACAAUGAAAAUGAUGAUUAA
Molecule: messenger RNA, 807 nt
Organism: Caenorhabditis bovis
Lineage: Eukaryota; Metazoa; Nematoda; Chromadorea; Rhabditida; Rhabditidae
Source: the annotation of a GenBank genome assembly